Messenger RNA from Phascolarctos cinereus (koala), 2363 nucleotides. RefSeq names its product chromosome unknown C9orf40 homolog (gene CUNH9orf40). Lineage: Eukaryota; Metazoa; Chordata; Mammalia; Diprotodontia; Phascolarctidae. The record is from RefSeq and is a predicted model, not a curated record.
UAUUUGCAUGUAGCCUCUUCCUUUAGAACAGGAGCUCCUCCAGGAAAGGGACUGUGCUUUGGCAUUUCUUUGUUCCCCAUCACUUAGUACAAUUCUGGGCACACAACAGGCGCUUAAUAAAUGCCAGUUGACUUACAAACCUAAGUUUCCACCCAGGGAGCUCCCCUAAAAAUUCCUGGAGCACUUACUCUUGGGGUUGUCGUGAGGUUCAAAGGGAUUCCAUUUAAAUAGAGAAAAAAUAAUUUAAUGAUGAUUUUAAAGCCUCGUUUAAUAAACCUCUACCAGCAGGGCCCAUUAUUCCCUACACAGGGUCAGAGAAGUGGCCAGAUGACACUGGGGGGAGGGGCGAAUCGGGGCAUUUUUUUUUCCCGUCUCCCUCCGGGCCACACGGAGCCUGCAAACCUAGGCCAGAACCGGCCACCUUCCCCGGCUCCUGCUCUCACCACUCCUCCCUUCUCCCUUCCACCCCCUCCGCCCGUGUGGACUGCUGACUUCCGGUAGCGCGGCACCCACCAACCAGCAGCUGGGUCGGCCGGGACGCCAGCACGGAGCACGCGCGCACCGAUUCGAAUCCUGCACGGCCCCCGCCGCCUCUUUCUCACUCCCCCCCGCCCGCAGACACCUGCGCGAGCGCAGAAUCCUCCCAGGGCCAGACUGCAGGCUGCGUGCCCACGCCGGGCUCCUCGCGCGCGCUGCUGCUCCCCACGCCCUCUCACGGUUCCCCCCUCCCCCACCGCGCCCGGGCCCUUAUCUCCAGCCUGCCCCUCCCCCCGACGCCCGGCUCCGGCCGCAUCCCGCCGCUUUUGGGAGCAGGGCCUGCCUCAGGCCCGGCCUAGCGGGCUCAUGGCCAAGAGGCGCGCGGCGGAGCCGUUGGCGUUCCACGUGCCCUGGAAGCGGCUUCCGCCCUGCGGCCGCCUGGACGAGCCCGAGCCGCUGUGGGCGCCGCCGGGGCUCGGGCCGCGGCUGCCGCUGAACGGCUCCGACCUGCGCCGCAAACGGAAGCGGGAGGACGGGACCAUGACGGAGCUCCUGGCCUCGCCCAGCAAGCGCUCUGGCGAGGCCGCGGUCCCCGGCGGCCCUGCCCCCGGGGACGGGGUCCGCAUGGACACCGGGGAGCCCAAGCCGCCGGCCGAGCUCCGCUGCCCCGCGGAGGAGCCCGGGCCCCGCGCCCCGGAGCCCGAGCGGGGCGCCGGAGAGGAGGUUCCGCGGCCCAGGGGCGCCAGCCCCCAAGAGGAGCAGCUCAUUGAAGAAUUUUGGCAAUAUAAUACAUUCCAGUACUGGAGAAAUCCUUUACCUUCCAUUGAUCUGUCAGAAAUUGAAAAACUAACUGAAGCAACUCUUACCAGCAAGGAUGAAGGUGUUGAAAUUGACAUGGAAUCUUGACCUAUGGAUCUGCUACAGCGGAAUAAUGGUGAUAGGUUUCAUAUAAUGAUACUCAUCUUUAGCUGAAUCUACCUGCUUCUCUUCAGAAAAACAGAUGUUUCAGAUAUUUUGAGGUAUAACCUCCAUCUGGAAAAAAUGAGGGAAGUACUUUUUACAGAAAAAUGCUCAGACUGUUGUUAUGUCUGACAGGGAUUUUUCAUGGGUAGUCAAGGACAAAGUAUAGUUAUAACAAGUAUUUUAAAACAUGGUUGCUUGAGGAAGAAAAUAUGUUCAGACUUUAAAUCUGAGUUCAUCUCUAACCAGUUUAGAAGUUCUGGCACUAUUAGAGGUGACUGAGAAGUGUUUGAAUAUUAAACCAAAAAAAGGUUUAGUUGUGGUGCAUGAAAUUAAGACAUUUUAUAACAAAUGCUGGUGAUAGUAAAUAAUAUAUUAAUACAUUUUGUUGCCUGUGUUCUUAGUUGAACCAAAAAGCUGUCAUAACAUCUAUGCAAGCUAGAAAGGUGAAUGUCAGGGUGUUCUCUCUCUUUCUGAGAACUAAUGAUGUCUUUAAAGAACACUUUCCUUAUGCUGUGUAAUGUAAAGUAGUGGACAUUUCAGUAAGCACUCUGCAUUUGUGCUUGUACAGCUAUCAAUGUAAUUUGACUUAUGUUGAGUUGUGCCAAAAUGUCCAAUCAGAGAUGGAGACGGAGCUGUGGGAAAUGAUGAGGGGCUCCUUUUCCCCAUGGAUUAAGGGGAAAGAAAUUUUAUCACACAAUCAGUUUGGUUGGUUUAGUUAUUUUUUUUUUUUAAAUAAUGAAGUUUUUUCUUUUUAAAAUUAUAAGAAACUUGUCAUAGCUGGACCAAUGUAUAAUGCUUUGGCUUUAUCAUCUUAGGAUGUAUCAUGACCAAGUUUUAAAGUUUGUUUAUUAUUACUGUUGCAUUAUGGUAAGCUUUAUAAAGCCUUGCUAAAGAAAAAUAAAGUUUCUGUUGUGUAUUUGUUA